UUUUCCCUUCUCCAUCAUCAGACAGACAGACAGACCCACGCAAAAUCUGGCAGGAAUUUCUUGGUGCUUUGCGGUCAGUACUGCAGAGGGAAACAUUUGCUGCUUUUGACUUUUCCAGGGCUACCUCGAAGAGAGAAUGGCGUUCAGCAAAGGAUUUCGAAUCUUUCAGAAACUGGAUCCUGCACCAUUCAGUCUCAUAGUGGAAUCUAGAAAUAAGGAAGAGUGUCUCCUGUUUGAGUCUGGUGCUGUAGCAGUGCUCACAUUCGCAGAAAAAUUGGCAAUCAAAAGCAUGUAUUCCAAAGUAUUGGAUGCAUAUGGACUCAUAGGUGUAUUACAACUGAACCUUGGUGAUAUAAUGGUACAAUAUCUGGUUCUAGUCACGGGUUGCAUGUCUGUUGGAAAGAUUCAAGAAUCUGAAGUUUUUAGAGUUAUUUCUACUGAGUUUAUAUCCUUAAGAACUGAUUCUUCAGAUGAAGAUCGCAUUUCAGAAGUUCGUAAAAUUUUGAAUUCAGGAAACUUUUAUUUUGCAUGGUCUGCAACUGGAACCAGUUUAGAUUUGAGUCUUAAUGCCUGUCGUGGCAUUCAAAUCUGUACAACUGAUGAAAGAUUUUUCUGGAAUCAAUCACUACACUUACAUCUCAAGCACUAUGGUGUGAAUUGUGAUGACUGGUUAUUGCACCUUAUGUGUGGAGGAAUUGAAAUUAGAACAAUUUAUGCUGCUCACCGUCAGGCAAAAGCUUGCCUUAUUUCACGUCUAAGUUGUGAACGAGCUGGGACCAGGUUUAAUGUCCGGGGAACAAAUGAUGAUGGUCAUGUUGCUAAUUUUGUAGAAACAGAACAGAUUAUAUAUUUAGAUGAUGCAGUAUCUUCCUUCAUUCAAAUCCGUGGAUCUGUACCAUUGUUUUGGGAACAACCUGGCAUACAAGUUGGAUCUCAUCGUGUUAGAAUGUCAAGGGGAUUUGAAGCCAACGCACCUGCUUUUGACAGGCACUUUAGAACACUUAAAAAUUUAUAUGGCAAACAAAUCAUUGUAAAUUUACUUGGAACUAAGGAAGGUGAGGAUAUGCUAAGUAAAGCUUUCCAGAGCCACUUGAAAGCUUCUGAACAUGCUUUGGAUAUUGAAAUGGUCAAUUUUGACUAUCAUCAACUGGUUAAAGGAGGAAAAGUAGAGAAAUUACAUAGUGUGCUUAAGCCUCGAGUCCAAAAAUUCUUAGAGUCUGGUGUUUUCUGUUUCAAUGGAACUGAAGUUACCAGAUCUCAGGAUGGUACGAUUCGAACAAACUGCUUGGAUUGUCUAGAUAGGACAAAUAGUGUGCAAGCUUUCUUUGGCUUAGAGGUUCUACCCAAACAAUUAGAAGCCCUUGGCUUAGCUGAAAAGCCUCAGUUGAUGACUCGUUUCCUAGAAGUUUUCCGGUCAAUGUGGUCUAUGAAUGGUGACUCAAUCAGCAAAAUUUAUGCAGGCACUGGAGCUUUGGAAGGCAAAGCAAAGUUAAAAGAUGGUGCUCGUUCUGUAACCAGAACAAUUCAGAAUAACUUCUUUGACAGCUCCAAGCAAGAAGCCAUUGAUAUUUUGCUGUUGGGGAGUACUUUAAAUAGUGACUUGGCAGAUAAAGCCCGAGCACUUCUAACUACUGGAGGCUUAAGAGUAUCUGAACAGACAUUGCAGUCAGCUUCUCCAAAGAUACUAAAGAAUAUGUGUGAGAACUUCUAUAAAUAUACAGAGCCCAAGAAAAUUCGAGUGUGUAUUGGAACCUGGAAUGUGAAUGGUGGGAAACAGUUUCGAAGCAUUGCCUUUAAGAAUCAGACACUUACUGAUUGGCUACUAGAGACUCCAGUGUUAACUGGUAUCCAAGAACUUCAAGAUCGGAGAGAUAAGCCUACUGACAUAUUUGCAAUUGGGUUUGAAGAAAUGGUAGAAUUAAAUGCUGGAAAUAUUGUGAGUGCAAGUACAACUAAUCAGAAAUUAUGGGCUGUUGAACUGCAGAAGAUUCUCUCCAAAGAUAGAAAGUAUGUGCUGCUGGCUUCAGAGCAAUUGGUAGGCAUCUGUCUCUACGUAUUUAUCAGACCCCAACAUGCUCCUUUUAUCAGGGAUGUUGGAUUUGAUACCGUCAAGACUGGAAUGGGAGGUGCUACUGGAAAUAAAGGAGCAGUUGCAAUACGGAUGUUAUUCCACACCACUAGCCUUUGCUUUGUCUGUAGUCACUUUGCUGCAGGCCAAUCACAAGUCAAAGAAAGGAAUGAAGAUUUUGUAGAAAUUGCCAGAAGAUUGAGCUUUCCUAUGGGGAGGAUGUUGUUAUCACAUGACUAUGUAUUUUGGUGUGGUGAUUUUAAUUAUCGUAUUGAUCUACCAAAUGAAGAAGUUAGGGAAUUAAUAAAGCAGCAGAACUGGGAUUCACUUAUAGCAGGAGAUCAACUUAUCAAUCAGAAAAAUGCUGGACAGAUCUUUAGAGGAUUUUUAGAAGGAAAAAUAACUUUUGCUCCUACAUACAAGUAUGAUUUGUUUUCUGAUGACUAUGAUACCAGUGAGAAAUGUCGCACUCCAGCCUGGACAGAUCGCAUUCUUUGGAGAAGAAGGAAAUGGCCCUUUGAUAGAUCAGCUGAAGAUUUAGAUCUUCUGAAUGCUAGCUUUCAAGAUGACAGCAAAGUCCUUUACACUUGGAAUCCUGGCACUUUGCUGCAUUAUGGAAGAGCUGAGCUGAAGACUUCUGAUCACAGACCUGUUGUUGCACUGAUCGAUAUAGAUAUAUUUGAAGUGGAAGCCAAAACACGGCAGAUUAUUUAUAAGGAAGUCAUUGCCACUCAAGGGCCAACAGAUGGCACAGUAUUGGUCUCCAUCAAAAGGUCGUUACCAGAAAAUAAUUAUUUUGAUGAUAGCUUGAUUAAUGAGCUUCUCCAGGAGUUUGGAAAGCAUGGUGAAGUUAUCCUCAUACGGUUUGUAGAAGACCAGAUGUGGGUAACAUUUUUGGAAGGAAGCUCUGCCCUGAAAGUUCUGAACCUAAAUGGUAAAGAGUUUUUAGAUCGACUCAUAAGUAUUACCUUAAAAAACUCAAACUGGAUUGCUGAUUUGGAGAAAGAAAUAAAUUUGGAGAAAAUUAGUAUUACAGUGCCACCAUCAGCUAGUUCCACUUUGCUUGGUGAAGAUGCAGAAGUUGCUACAGAUUUUGUUAUGGAAGGUGAUGUUGAUGAUGACAGUGCAGAAGUAGAAGAAAUUCUUCCUCAGCAUCUACAGCCAAUUUCAAGCAGUAGUCUUGGAACUUCCCCAAGUUGUUCACCUCGGUCCAGUCCCUGCCAGUCCCCUACGAUAGCUGAUGUUCUGCCCCCUCCUCUUCCUGCCAGACCAACCCGCUCAAAAACUUCUAUACUUCCAGUUUCUCCUGUUUCUUCACAGAAUUCUCCUGUUGACACUCUACCAGGAAUAACAAUGAAAGAGACUAGCUUUGCUUUGGAGCCUAAACGUCCACCUCCUCCACGACCAAUAGCCCCACCUACACGUCCAGCUCCACCACAAAGACCACCCCCUCCUUCAGGGAAUAGGAGUCCUGCACCUUCUAGAAAGGAAUUUGGAGGUCUUGGAGGCCCUCCCAGCCCUUCGGUAUCUAAGAAAGAUAUAGAAGCACCAAAAAGCCCUGGAACAAUAAAAAAAGAUAGUUCAGGACAAAAUGAGUCCAUUCCCCAAGGAGGAUCAGUAAGCCCAGGAACUGUUGGAAGCAGUGUAGCCAAACCGGCUAUCCCACCUCGUGUUGGAAUUAUUAGUGCACCACAAAGCCUUUCCCGUGCUACUACUGGAAAGAUAACCACUGAAGCCCAAAAUAAAUCAUCUCAAUUACUAAAAGGUUCAUCUUUACUCCCUGAACCAUUAAAGCCUCAGACUGUUGCUACCGCCCCACCUUCCUUUUCUUCACCUGUUCAGAAGAUGCAGGAGCCUCUUGUUCCUAUGACCUCAUCCAUCCCUCAACCCACUUCUCAACAAAACCUUGAAGCCCCACCACAGCCACCACCUCGUAGCAGGUCAUCCCACAAUUUGCCCCCAGAAUCUUCUCCUUUGCAACAGCAAGUACUUCGGGAGAUGAAAAGAUUAGAUGUGACAAUGUCCCUGCCUUCGUGGAGUUUGCAGCCUAAUAUGGAUUUGUGACACAUACACAAAUAAGUAUAAUCCAGAAUAUACAAUAAAUGCAUGAGAUUUAGAAAACAAAGUAUGUGAGUUCUGAGAAGGAGCAUUUCCUUGCCAAUUAGAAGAAUCAGGGCAGGUUUCAUGGAAGAAGUAGUGUUUACUUUAAAAAAGUCAACAAUUUCAGCACUAACCUUAAAAUUGAUAUCCUUUUAAUGGAGAAAGAAAUAAUUUGGGUUUUAUUUUGUAUGUUUAACAUUUGCCCCAAAACAUCCUAAGAUAAUAAUUGUGCAUGUGAUUCAUGAGAUUUCACAAGUUAGUUCAAUAAAAUAAUUUGGA
Gracilinanus agilis (Agile Gracile Mouse Opossum) is the source of this 4447-nucleotide messenger RNA. It is a transcript of the gene SYNJ1, whose product is annotated as synaptojanin 1. Lineage: Eukaryota; Metazoa; Chordata; Mammalia; Didelphimorphia; Didelphidae. The record is from RefSeq and is a predicted model, not a curated record. The coding region runs from base 137 to 4132 and encodes 1331 amino acids. Gene Ontology annotation, molecular function: nucleic acid binding; phosphatidylinositol-4,5-bisphosphate 5-phosphatase activity. Gene Ontology annotation, biological process: brain development; synaptic vesicle endocytosis; phosphatidylinositol dephosphorylation. The transcript has 31 exons. Gene Ontology annotation, cellular component: presynapse; perinuclear region of cytoplasm.